Molecule: messenger RNA, 869 nt
Organism: Alosa alosa (allis shad)
Lineage: Eukaryota; Metazoa; Chordata; Actinopteri; Clupeiformes; Clupeidae
Gene: lim2.4
Product: lens intrinsic membrane protein 2.4
Exons: 5
Coding region: 163-684 (173 amino acids)
Cellular component (GO): plasma membrane
Molecular function (GO): structural constituent of eye lens
Source: RefSeq, a predicted model, not a curated record
ACUUUUUGGAAUUCCGCCCAGAGAGUUUCUCUUUGACUUUCUCUCCUCUGGCUCGCAUCAUUUCUCUCCCUCCCUCUUUCUCUCUCUCUCUGUUCCCUCGCUCCCUUUCUUCCCCCGAAAGGUGAACAGUCAAGAGGGUUGGUUUUCCUAGAGGUUGCAAGGAUGUACAGUUUUAUGGGCGGCGGCCUCUUUUGUGCCAUUGUGGGGAACAUCAUGCUGGUGGUCUCCACGGCGACGGACUACUGGAUGCAGUACCACCUGUCAGGAAGCUCGGCGCACCAGGGCCUAUGGAGGUACUGCAUGGGGCACAAGUGCUAUCUGCAGACAGACAGCAUAGCCUACUGGAAUGCCACGCGGGCCUUCAUGAUCCUGUCUGGGAUGACAUGCUUUGCUGGCAUCCUCGCUGGCAUCUUUUCUUUCGCCCAUUUCUCCACUUUUGAGAGGUUCAACCGCUCCUUCGCUGCAGGAGUCAUGUUCUUUGUCUCAACUUUUUUUGUGUUCCUCGCCAUGGCGAUCUACACGGGCAUCACCGUGAACUUCCUGGGCAAGCGCUUUGGAGACUGGCGUUUCUCCUGGUCCUACAUAAUGGGCUGGGUAGCCAUGCUCAUGACUUUCUUUGCAGGAAUCUUCUACAUGUGUGCAUACAGAAUGCAUGAGUGUCGCAGAGUAGCAAGUCCUCGCUGAAGAAAGAAGGAUAUGAAAGGGGAGCAUUUUUAAGGAAUUGACCAAAGAAAUAACUGACACACAAAACUUAUACUUUAUUUUUCACAGCAGAUGAAUGGACAGUUUUUUGUUUACCUAUAACACAAUGACAGCUCUUCAUUUAACUACAGUAUAUUAUUUUUCAAUAAAGUUUCUCACCAAAAUCA